This is a messenger RNA of Aphanomyces astaci, 924 nucleotides long. RefSeq lists its product as hypothetical. Bases 1 to 924 code for a protein of 307 amino acids. NCBI's taxonomy places the organism in Eukaryota, Oomycota, Saprolegniomycetes, Saprolegniales, Verrucalvaceae. The record is from RefSeq and is a predicted model, not a curated record. The transcript has a single exon.
AUGAGUGUCGCAGGUUUGAGCGACGGGGAUUCGUUUGAUACAUAUGCACCCAAGCCCAAGAAAGCGAAAGUCGCUCACCCAACUGAAGUGACGUCUGUGGUUGCGGCAGCCAUGGCUCCGACUGCUACGACUCUGACAAGAACUGCCCGACAAAUCCUCGGCAUCAUGAAUGGGCUGGAGCUGGAUGACGUGGCCAGCUACUUCGACAAAGACGGCGACGACAUCGACCCAUACGUCGUCUGUGACGGAGUGUCAGUUGAAGCAUUCAACGCGUACGUUGGAGACGGCGAAGGACUGCCCGUCGCACUUCGAUUUCUGGAUCUCACUGCUGAUGGGCGCAUUUUGAUUGUCGAGCUCCCUACAAAGGUGCAUGAAAGCACAGCCAGAACAUUCGAGUACAUGUUCCUGGCUGCCACUGGAAAUGGACUUGAGGUUGCAACAGGUGGCUCCAUGAGAGCGAGAAGAGCUGGGCUCCGAAAGAAGGAGGCCGACGCCACUUUUGGACCGAUGCGAUCUACGCCCAACCGCACGGCGCCACCGGUACCUCGAACUAUUUCUGACUGGGUCACUCUGGCAGUGGAAGUUGGGCGAAGUCAAUCUUGGGCGAGUCUGACCGCAGCUGCGAGUUGGUGGGCCGGCUAUGCGGGGAUUCAGUAUGUGUUGCUGUUGAAAGUGAGUGCCCGUGGGACGCAGAUUGCAUACCGACUGUACGACAUCGUAACACCUGGGGUCCUCCCAGACCACCCAACAUAUAGUGAUAUCGUUCGACGACGCACCACACCAAAUGCACCUGCUAUCACUGACUCCUUCAACAUGCACCGAAUCUUGUCUAUCCCUGCGCACCAACCUCUCCCGGACGGAGUGAACCCCGUCGCUGUCGUCAACCUGCGCACCGUCAUGGACCAAGUCAUCGACAGCAUUUAA